Trematomus bernacchii (emerald rockcod) is the source of this 1527-nucleotide messenger RNA. RefSeq names its product clusterin associated protein 1 (gene ift38). The transcript is spliced from 13 exons. The record is from RefSeq and is a predicted model, not a curated record. Gene Ontology annotation, cellular component: intraciliary transport particle B; centrosome; cilium. Bases 121 to 1389 code for a protein of 422 amino acids. Gene Ontology annotation, biological process: cilium assembly. NCBI's taxonomy places the organism in Eukaryota, Metazoa, Chordata, Actinopteri, Perciformes, Nototheniidae.
UGAGCUUCCGUCGGUCGGUUUCCAUAGAGACCAUCUAUAGUUGGGGCGAAUGAACAGCUAGCUACAGCGACAGGGGAGAAACGAGAGCAUCAUCUGCUGUAAAGGAGCUGGCAGGUCAAAAUGUCAUUUAGAGACUUAAGAAAUUUCACAGAAAUGAUGAGGGCCCUGGGCUACCCGCGGUUGAUAUCCAUGGAAAACUUCAGAACUCCAAAUUUCACUUUAGUGGCUGAAAUACUAAUAUGGCUUGUAAAGAGAUAUGAGCCUCAGAUGGAUAUUCCUACUGAUGUAGAUACAGAGUCAGACAGAAUAUUCUUCAUCAAGGCUGUGGCCCAGUUUAUGGCAACUAAGGCUCACAUCAAGUUGAACACCAAACGCCUCUAUCAGGCUGAUGGCUAUGCAGUGAAAGAGAUGCUGAAGAUUACCUCAGUGCUGUACAGCGCUAUGAAGACCAAACAGAUGGCCCUGGGAGAGCAAACCGAGGAGGAGAACAGCAAAUUCAAGUUCGACCUCGGCUCACGGAUUUCAGAUCUUAAAGCGGCUCGGCAGUUGGCAUCCGAAGUCACAUCUAAAGGAGCAUCUCUGUAUGAUUUACUGGGAAAAGAAGUGGACUUAAGGGAAAUGAGAACUGCGGCUAUCGCCAGACCUCUGGAAAUCAAUGAGACUGAAAAGGCCCUGAGAGCUGCCAUCAAGGAAGUUUUGGAAAGUGUGGAGAAGACCAAAGACAUGCUGAGUAAUGUUGUUUCUGAUGAAACCAGUCUGGACGCUAAGAUAGAAAAAAAGAAACAGGAGCUGGAGAGGAAUCGGAAAAGGCUCCAGACACUGCAGAGUGUCAGGCCAGCCUUCAUGGACGAAUAUGAAAAGAUUGAGAAAGACCUGCAGAAGCAAUAUGAAACCUUUGUGGAGAAGUUCAGAAACCUUUGCUUCCUGGAGUCUCAGCUGGAUGAAUACCAUAGGCUGGAGCAGGAGAGGUUUGAGGAGGCCGAAAACACAAUGAGGAUGAUGCAGAACGUGUUGAGGGAGGAGGAGGAGAGGGACCUGACGAAGAGCUCCUUAAAAGAUGAGGAUUCUGACAUGGACGUGCCAGAAGACGAAGGCUCGGACAGCGACAUGGAAGAAUGUCGACCUUCUAAGCCACGGCCGACACGAAACGGCAUCAUGACAGGAAGAGCAGCGCGAUUCGUCGGUAACAUGCAGGGGGGUGAUAGUGAUGAGACUGAAGACAGCGAGAUUGAUGUGGACGAGGAUGAUGAGGAAGAUGAUGAAGGCGAGGAAGAGGAGAGCAAGGAUUUGGAGGACGACAGUCUCGAGGGCCCAGUGUCCAGGGGUGUGCGCCCCUCAAAGGGGGUGAUAAGACCACCUCUGCUGGAGGAGAGCGAUAAUGAUUUCUGAAUAAUUAAAGAAGAGAUCCAGCUUCGAGAGAGAUGUGCAUUAUUUAUUAUGUUCAAUCAUGUUGUUUUUGCAACUAUAGUUCAUAUUUUUGUAAUAUUUGUGUAAACUGUAUUCCUUAAUAAAAAUAUAAAAAAUGUA